AUGGGCAAGAAAUUCAGAGGAAAAGGACGUCGUGGAGGCGGUGGUGGACGCGGAGGAGGCGGUGAUCGCGGCCAAAGCUGGAGAGACUACCCUGCUCUCAAGAAGGAGAAUCAGAAGCUCCAGGAGUUUUACGACUCGCUGCUGCAGCUUCCCGAGGAGGAGAAGACGCAAUUCUGGGACGCAUUGAAGCGAGAGCUUCCCAACAGCUUCCGCUUCUGCGGUUCCAAGGGCCAUGCGCUCGCCGUCGAGAGACUUCUGCGAUCCCGAUACAUUCCCGAAAUCGUCAAGAUUGAACACACGGAUGGCCGCCCCGUCGACCCUCCCCAGCCUGUGUCCUGGUACCCCGACGAACUCGCUUGGUGGAUGACUACGCCCAAGAACGUUGUUCGCAAGUUCCCGCCCUUUGCGGCCUUCCAAAAGUUCCUCGUCUCCGAAACCAGUGUCGGCAACAUCAGCAGACAGGAAGUCGUCAGCAUGAUCCCUCCUCUUCUGAUGGAUCUCCGACCAGGCAUGACUGUGCUGGACAUGUGCGCCGCGCCGGGAAGCAAGUCUGCUCAGCUGCUGGAGAUGCUCCACGUCGGCGAAGAGUCUCGCGUGAGGAAGGUUCUGCGAGAAUUCGCCAAGGAGGAUGGUUUGGACCUCGGUUCCGAGACCAAGGACGAAGCCGAAGCCGAUCUCGAGGCCGACCCUUCUGACGCCGGUCGCGCCACGGGCCUGUUGAUCGCCAACGAUGCGGAUUACAAGCGUGGUCAUCUUCUUGUCCAUCAGCUUAAGAGACUGUCAUCGCCUAACCUCCUUGUGAUGAACCACGAUGCCACCCAGUUCCCCUCUAUCAAGCUGCCUUCGACCGACAACAAGCCUGUCUACCUUAAAUUUGACAGAAUUCUGGCCGACGUUCCUUGCUCCGGAGACGGAACAGCACGAAAGAAUGCUAACCUGUGGAAGGACUGGCAGCCGGGUAGCGCCUUGGGACUGCACGUCACCCAGAUCCGUAUCCUGGUCCGAGCCCUGCAGCUCCUCAAAGUUGGUGGCCGCGUUGUGUACUCCACAUGCAGCAUGAACCCAGUUGAGAAUGAAUCGAUCAUUGCUGCUGCCAUUGAGAGAUGUGGUGGCUUGGACAAUGUUGAGAUUGUUGACUCUAGUGACCAACUCCCUGGCCUCGUGCGACGACCCGGUCUGAAGACGUGGAAAAUUAUGGACAAGAGCGCUAGGAUUUGGAGCUCAUGGGAGGAGGUCGAGAAGUUCGCCAAGGAGAGCAACGAAGGUGUGAUUCCUGGACGACUUCAGUCAUCCAUGUUCCCAGACCCUGCGGGGACCAACCUGCCUUUGGAGCGUUGCAUGCGAGUCUACCCUCACCUGCAGGAUACUGGUGGCUUCUUCAUCACCGUUUUGGAGAAGAAGUCUGAGUUCAAGGCGAAGCCUGAGAACGAGGCAAAGGAGGCUGCCCAGUCGAACGAAGCCUCUGAGACCCUCGCCGCUCCUGCUACCGAGGCAAAGCCAGAGGAGUCUACCGCAGCGGAAGAAAAGAAGGAGGAUGAGCCAAUGGACGAUGCCUCCCCAGCCGCUAGCAAGCGCCCCCUGGAGACUGACGAUGGUGCAGAGCAACCAGCCAAGAAGACCAAAACUGGAGAGGAAAGCUCAGCAGCCGCCACUCCCGUUCCCGCCCCUACCACACAACGCGAGGACCGUCCAGGCAAGCCCAAGAGAAAUGGGCCAGUUGAGGAGCCCUUCAAGUAUCUCGAUCCCGAGCACCCGACCAUCCAGAACAUUAAGGAGUUUUAUAAAUUGUCCAGCCGCUUCCCCACCAACCGAUACAUGGUGAGAAAUGAGAUGGGAGAGCCUGCCAAGGCCAUCUACUACACCACCGCCUUGAUGCGUGACAUCCUCACGGAGAACGAGGGCCGAGGCCUGAAAUUCAUCCACGGCGGUGUCCGCAUGUUCAUGAAGCAGGACGCGCCCUCGGCCGAGGUUUGCCGCUGGCGCAUCCAGGCCGAAGGCAUGCCCAUCCUGCAAGGCUACGUUGGCGAGACCCGAAUCGUGCGACUGCGCAACAAGGAGACGCUGCAUAAGCUCCUGAUUGAGAUGUUCCCCAAGAUCAGCGACGGCGGGUGGCAGAACUUUGAGGAGAUUGGCGAGAGGGUGCGCGACAUUGGCAUGGGAUGCUGCGUGCUGAGGGUCGAGCCCGAGGGCGACGACCAGGAGUGGCAGGAGAGGAUGGCGCUUCCGCUGUGGAAGAGCAUCCAUUCGCUGAACCUGAUGCUGCCCAAGGAGGAUCGGUCGGCGAUGCUGCUGAGGGUGUUUAACGACACUUCGCCGUUGAUUAACAUUAGUCUGCAGAGGAAGGAGAAGAAGGAGGCUGAAGAACAGCAGCAGGAGGAGGAACAGCAGGAGAUUGACCUGGAGGAUAUUCCCACCCCAGAAGGAUCUGAUUAA
Trichoderma breve is the source of this 2433-nucleotide messenger RNA. Its product is annotated as 16S rRNA methyltransferase rsmB/F domain-containing protein. Gene Ontology annotation, cellular component: nucleus; cytoplasm. The transcript is spliced from 3 exons. Gene Ontology annotation, biological process: tRNA methylation. The record is from RefSeq and is a predicted model, not a curated record. Gene Ontology annotation, molecular function: tRNA (cytidine-N5)-methyltransferase activity; tRNA binding. Bases 1 to 2433 code for a protein of 810 amino acids. NCBI's taxonomy places the organism in Eukaryota, Fungi, Ascomycota, Sordariomycetes, Hypocreales, Hypocreaceae.